UGGCCACGAUGCAUUUUUGACACUUCUCCGUCGUUACUCUCUAAUGUGCAGUCGCAUACAGCGCUGAGCCUCCUUGCUUCUUCCUUUUCGCACCGAUCAGCCAGUGUCGCACAAAGCGGGGUAUCUGAUGGCUUAUCUCUUCGUGUGGAGCGCCAUCGCAUGCGUGCUGUUGUACCAGGGCCUCACCACCUAUCAGCGCUUCAGGCGCAAUAUCGCAAUCGCCAAAGCCUCUAGCAUCGCCUAUGUUGUGCUACCGGUGCAUGUGUUCGGUGUGCCUUGGCUCGCAACCUACUAUCUCUGGAUCCCGAUAUUGAACAAACUUCCAGCCUCUUUCAAAGGACUAUGGCUCGAGCUCUUAGACCCCGAAUGGGCCCACAGGCUUGGCCACGAGCCUUUCGAGAAGAUAGGCUCGGAUGUCUUUCUCGCUGUGUCAUCGUCCAAGAUCAUGGCUUUUGUUGCCGACGCAGAGGUUGUGACGCAAAUCACCACGCGGCGGAAUGACUUCCCCAAGCCGCUUGAAAUGUACACUCGUCUCGACCUUUACGGUAAGAAUCUAGUGUCGACUGAAGGUGCAGACUGGCGUAUGCACAGAAAACUCACCGCGCCAAGCUUUGGAGAACGCAACAAUGAGCUUGUAUUUACCGAGACCUUACACCACACGAAUGCUCUGCUUCGAAUGUGGAGGCCAGAUGAGAAGCGCAGUAGGACCCUCACUGACCCUGGUAAUGAUACCAUGAGCUGGGCUCUCUAUAUCAUUAGCGGAGCAGGAUUCGACAUUCGAGUGACUUGGCCGCAUGAUGAGGGGAAGAAUGAAGUUGACAAGUCUGAUGGAGCCGAUAAUGGAUUCACAGGGUCUCAACCGCCGCCGGGGCAUACGAUGAACUACCGUGAGGCCCUCAGUGAGCUUCUUCACAACAUCAUGUGGACAUUCAUUGGCCCAGCGUCCGUACUGACAAAAUCGCCCGUCAAAGCCCACCGUAAAGUAGGGCAGGCCAUGUCCGAAUGGGGCAACUACAUGGACGAGAUCUUCCAACUCAAGAAGGACCAAGUAUCCUCCGGCCAAGGCGCGCACGGCAUGGACCUCUUCCGCGCUCUUAUCCGGAACUCUGGCAUAUUAGACGAAUCGCAGACCAACAUCCAGAAGUCCGACCUCCUCGGCAACGCUUUCGUCCUGAUGCUCGCCGGACACGAAACCACCGCCAACGCCCUCCACUACUCCCUUAUCUUCCUCGCCAUGCGCUGGUCCUCGCAGAAGAAACUGCAAGGCGACAUCGACGAGGUGAUCCAAGGCCGCCCCAUCGCCGACUGGAAGUACGAAGAGACCUUCCAGAGGCUCUUCAACGGCAUGCCUGCCGCCGUCAUGAAUGAAACCCUACGCAUCAUGACGCCCAUCAACAACAUCCCCAAGUCCACCGCGCCGGGCCGCCCGCAGCAGUUCUCCAUGCGUGGAGAGCAGUACACCAUGCCGGGCGGGACGCAAAUCUCGCUCUCCUGCGCCAUCCACAAGAAUCCGCGAUACUGGCCUGCGCCGCCCGGCGAGGAGGUCGUAAAUGGCAUCCCGGACGCGCAGCGUUUCCGCCCGGAGCGCUGGCUCAACAAAUCCCAAACCACCGACUCCUUCGCGGACAUUGCUUACGACGACGAAGAGCUGCGCGGCCCGUCCGGCGAAGACACAUCUGCGAACUUGUUCAGGCCGGUCAAGGGGUCGUACAUCCCGUUCAGCGACGGUUUCCGGUCGUGCAUUGGGCGGCGGUUCGCGCAGGUGGAGCUGCUGACUGCGUUUGCCGUCAUCUUCUCGCAGUACAGCGUUGAGCUUGCGGUGGACGAGUGGGCGAGCGAUGCGGAAGUGGAGGCAAUGGACGAGAAGGGGAGGGAGGCGGUGUGGAGGAAGGCGGCGGAUCGCGCGUGGUGGUUGCUUGAGAAGAAGACGGCGAGUAUUAUUACGCUACAGUUGAGGGGACACACGAUCCCGAUACGGCUGGUAAGGAGGGGGGAGGAGAGGCUGAAGUUUGAUUAUUGAAAUGUAUUGCACAUGGGGCUUUGGCUACGUAUAGUAGGGAUAUU
Paraphaeosphaeria sporulosa is the source of this 2064-nucleotide messenger RNA. Its product is annotated as cytochrome P450 monooxygenase-like protein. Lineage: Eukaryota; Fungi; Ascomycota; Dothideomycetes; Pleosporales; Didymosphaeriaceae. The transcript is spliced from 3 exons. The record is from RefSeq and is a predicted model, not a curated record. Gene Ontology annotation, molecular function: iron ion binding; oxidoreductase activity, acting on paired donors, with incorporation or reduction of molecular oxygen; heme binding. Bases 128 to 2020 code for a protein of 630 amino acids.